Molecule: messenger RNA, 468 nt
Organism: Penicillium odoratum
Lineage: Eukaryota; Fungi; Ascomycota; Eurotiomycetes; Eurotiales; Aspergillaceae
Product: cytochrome b5-like heme/steroid binding domain-containing protein
Exons: 2
Coding region: 1-468 (155 amino acids)
Cellular component (GO): membrane; endomembrane system
Source: RefSeq, a predicted model, not a curated record
AUGUCGAUCGCCUCCCCAAUCAACCUCAUCCUCCUCUCACUUUUCGUCGUGUUGGUCUACUUCCACUUCCGCCCCAAGCAGGCCGUCGAGCUCCCGCGCGGGCCGCCCCCAACGGUCUUCCGUGUAUACACCCCCAAGACUCUGAUCGAGUUCAACGGCGAGAAUGAUCGGCCUGUCUACCUCGCUGUGCGUGGUCGCGUAUUUGACGUGAGCCCUGGUCGGAACUUCUACGGACCGGGCGGUCCCUACGAGAACUUUGCGGGCCGUGAUGCGUCCCGUGGACUGGCACACCAGAGUUUCGAUGAGGAAAUGCUGACCAAAGAUCUAUCGGCCCCGCUGGAUGACCUGAAGGACCUGGAUGCGGAUCAGCUGGAGAACCUCCAGUCAUGGGAGGACCGGUUCUCCGAGAAGUACUUGGUUGUUGGCAAGCUGGUUGCUGAAGGUGAUCCCGAAGCCGCGAAGUCUUAA